ACUACUCUAUGGGAGCCAGUUAUUCAACCACCUUAUAGUAGCCCCAUCUAAAUUGUAUUUGCUUAGUUUAUUUGAUUCGGUCUUGCAUUAUCUUAUCAAUAAAGUCUAGGUAUACCACGUCCACUGCUUUUCCUUUAUCCACAAGACUUGUUAUCCUAUCAAAGAAAGCUAUUUAUUCUGAAAAUGGCUAGUAAAAAUUAGAGGGAAUGUUGCCCCAGUCCCUGCAGGACCUGAGCCCAUGUUAAGCUAGGAUCUGGAUCUGAGACCUAUUACUUUCCUGUGUAUUUAUGUCUUGACUUGGAACUCUCCGGAGCCAGUGGAGUUGGCUAUUGGUUUCCCGUGCAUGUCAGCUCCCACCUGCCAUCCUGCUCCCAGGGAACCAGCAGCUGCUCCAAGUGCAGAGGCAGAAGCGCAGGGCAGCAGCCAGCUCCCUGGUUCCCAGACCAGGAACUGCAUCUAACAUUUGGCUAACCAAUAUGAGCUUAUCAGUUACCUAUUUAAGCAGUUGCACUCUUACAUCUCUGAUGUCUAUUACACACAAGCUAAAAGCAACACAACUGUAAAUGCUGCAGUUAUGCUGCUAUAGCAUAGAGCCUCAUGUUAGUAAUAGAAAAGUUUUUUCUGUUGCUGUAGUUAAUUUAUCUCCUUGAGAUGCACUGGUUAGAUUAAUGGAAAAAUUCUUCUGUCAACCUAGGUCAUCCUGACUAUGUUGAACAGUUCAUGCAAUAUUUCAUAUCUCCAGAAAUUGAAAAAGUGAAUCCUGAUGUCUUGCCCACCUACUUCACAAUCUUCCCCUAGGCGAAGUGUAGCAUCAGUAGUUCCCUUUGCAGAUCUAUGCUCAAUUUUAGAACGAAUACAGAAAUGUAAAUCCCGGCCAGAGAAAACCAAGUAUUUUAAGGAAUUUUUAGAUUCAUGGAGGAAAUUUCAUGAUGCUCUUCACAAAAAAGAGAGAGAUGUCACAGACUCUUUUUAUCCAGCAAUGCGUCUUAUUCUCCCGCAAUUGGAAAGAGAGAGAAUGGCUUAUGGAAUUAAAGAAACCAUGCUUGCUAAGCUGUAUAUUGAACUGCUCAAUUUACCCAAAGAAGGAAAAGAUGCCCUAAAACUUUUAAAUUAUAGAACACCUACUGGCUCACAUGGAGAUGCUGGAGACUUUGCAAUGAUUGCCUAUUUUGUAUUGAAACCAAGGUGCCCAAAACAAGGGAAACUGACAAUAGAACAGGUGAAUGAACUCUUGAAUUCAGUUGCUGGUAAUAAUGCUGCCAAAAGAAAGGACCUAGUAAAGAAAAAUCUUCUUCAGUUAAUAACUCAGAGCUCAGCACUCGAACAAAAGUGGCUAAUCAGGAUGAUUAUAAAGGAUCUAAAACUUGGUGUUAGCCAGCAAACCAUAUUUUCCCUUUUCCAUCCUGAUGCUUCCGAGUUACACAAUGUCACAACUGACCUAGAGAAAGUUUGCAGACUACUUCAUGACCCUGCUGUGUCACUCAGUGAUGUUUCCAUCAUGUUGUUUUCUGCCUUUAAACCUAUGCUUGCUGCUAUUGCUAAUGUCAAGCAAAUCGAGAAACAAAUGAAUAACCAGAGUUUCUACAUAGAAACUAAACUAGAUGGUGAACGUAUGCAGAUGCAUAAAGAUGGUGAUGUAUACAAGUAUUUCUCCCGUAAUGGGUAUGAUUAUACUCAGCAGUUUGGUGCUUCUCCCCUUGAAGGUUCAUUAACUCCAUUUAUUCAUAAUGUGUUUAAAAAUAAUAUACAAAACUGCAUUCUUGAUGGUGAAAUGAUGGCCUACAAUCCCAAUACACAAACUUUUAUGCAGAAGGGAAACAAAUUUGACAUAAAAAGAAUGGUAGAUGAUUCUGAUCUGCAGACAUGUUUUUGUGUGUUUGAUGUAUUAUUGGUUAAUGAUCAGAAAUUGGGUCAUGAAGUACUAAGCAAAAGAUAUGAGAUUCUAAAUGAACUCUUCACACCAAUGAUAGGCAGAAUUCACAUAGUGCAUAAAACACAAGCUAGCACUAGGAAAGAAGUAGUUGAUGCUCUAAAUGAAGCAAUAGAUAACAGAGAAGAAGGAAUCAUGAUAAAAGAUCCUAUGUCCAUUUACAAGCCAGACAAGCGUGGAGAAGGCUGGUUAAAAAUCAAACCUGAAUAUGUCAAUGGACUCAUGGAUGAACUAGACCUUUUAAUUGUUGGUGGUUACUGGGGCAAAGGUUUGCGUGGUGGCAUGAUGUCUCACUUUUUGUGUGCUGUUGCUGAGACUUCCCCUCCUGGUGAAAAACCAUCUGUAUUUCAUUCUGUUUGUCGUGUUGGUUCUGGUUACACUAUGAAGGAGCUGUAUGAUCUUGGUUUGAAGUUGGCCAAACACUGGAAACCUUUUCGUAAAAGAGAUCCUCCAUGUAACAUUUUAUGUGGGACUGAGAAGCCUGAAGUUUACAUUGAGCCUUGUAACUCAGUCAUAGUUCAGAUUAAGGCAGCGGAGAUUGUUGCUAGUGAUAUGUACAAAACUGACUGCACGCUGCGAUUCCCUCGAAUUGAGAAAAUAAGAGAGGACAAAGAGUGGCAUGAAUGUAUGACUUUGGAUUUCUUAGAACAGCUCAGGGGUAAAGCUUCAGGGAAGCUAGCAUCAAAGCACCUUGAUAUGGGAGAUGAUGAACCACAAGAAAAGAAACGGAAAACUGUACCGAAGGUAAAGAAAAUAAUUGGAAUCAUGGAUCAGUUUAAAGCCCCUGAUCUUUCCAAUGUAAACAAGGUUUCUAAUAUAUUUGAAGACGUUGAAUUUUGUGUUAUGACUGGAACUCAAAACCAUUCCAAAUCUGAACUGGAAAGUAAAGUAGCAGAAAGCGGUGGCAAUGUGGUGCAAAAUCCUGGACCAGACACUUAUUGUGUUAUUGCAGGAAUUGAGAAUGUCAGAGUAAAAAAUAUCAUAUUGUCCAACAAGCAUGAUGUUGUGAGAGCAGAGUGGCUUUUACAGUGUUUUGAAACAAAAAUGUUUGUACCAUGGCAGCCUGCCUUCAUGAUUCACAUGUCUCCAGAUACAAAACAACAUUUUGCAUGUGAGUAUGACUGUUAUGGUGACAGCUACACAGCAGAUACAGAUCUGACCCAAAUAAAGGAAGUAUUCUCAAGAAUUAAUGAAAAUGAUGAGAAGAUGCCUUUGGACAUGAUUGCUGACUUAGAAGAACGUUAUUUGUGGAACAGCUCUCCUCUCAGUAUGUUCAGGCAAAAUACCAUUUAUCUGGACCUUUAUGCUGCUGUUAAUGACCCGAGUACCAAGACCCAUGGAACAAUGCUAUCAAUUAGAGCUUUGGAGCUCCGUUUCCAUGGAGCAAAAGUAGUCUCGCAGCUAAAGGAGGGUGUGUCCCAUGUAGUUAUGGGAGAAGAUCGUACCCGUGUGAAAGAGAUAAAAGCACUUAGGAGAACAUUUGAGAGAAAAUUUAAAAUCCUAUCUGAGCUGUGGGUAACAGAUUCUAUAAAGGAGGGGAAGUUACAGUAUGAAAAUCAAUAUCUAAUUUAAAACUGAUUUUAAUUAGAAGUAAAGAUAACUUGCUGGUCUUAAGAUUUGAUGAGGUCAGUCUUUGUUUCCAGAUGUGUACCUAGCCUAUGGGUAAAGAGUAGCUCUAAUAUUUAUAUAUUGAAAAAAGAAAAAUAGCAUCUCCUGUGCUGGAGAAGGAGAAAAAGACUUCAGACUACCUUGGGAGAGUGCUAAUGAAAUAAUUAUAAGCUUUGUGUUUACAAAGAUCUCCCAUAGGAGAUUAUUUUAAUUAUAGCCAUGAAGUUAACCUUGUACCACUGAUAAAACUUCCCUUUAUUUAUAUACUAUUUUCUACCAUUUGAUCUUUCUGAGGUGUGAGAUUGAACUUUUAAAUCAAUAAUAUUUUAAAAGAAUAUGCAAUUAAAUUACAAAAAGCAUCUUAAACCAAAGCAUUAACACAGCUAACACGUUUUUAUACGGUUAAAUGUUCUACAUCAAUCACUGAAUAAUGAUUGUAUUAUAUACAUUUUAACAUUCUGAAGUAGAUAUUUAAGAUAUGCUAACUUUCAGGAUUUAGUCUGCAUGUAAAUUUGGUGAAAGUGAAUUUUAAGGGUAUUUUUCAAUAGUUCAAUACUAUUUGUGUAAGUGCUUCUGUGUGAGUAGACAGUAUAGGCCUAGAUCCAAAGGUUUAGUUGAAGGGUAAAUAAAAUAUCCAAGUAACUUAUAUGUUGAGAAUAUACACAUUUGAAAACUCCAGCAAAUCGCUUACUGACCACAAUACAGUCAGGAUUCCCCCGCACUAAUUUCAGCUUGCCUUUCUAUAUGUGAAAAUAUAUGGGUUAUUUUAAGGUGUUUAGUAAUGUAUAGCAAAUACACUUCUGUUUUAACCAAGACUUUUUACUGAAUGAUUGAAAUAAAGAUCUCUAUAUUUUUA
Pelodiscus sinensis (Chinese soft-shelled turtle) is the source of this 4394-nucleotide messenger RNA. RefSeq names its product DNA ligase 4 (gene LIG4). The record is from RefSeq and is a predicted model, not a curated record. Gene Ontology annotation, molecular function: DNA ligase (ATP) activity; DNA binding; ATP binding. Gene Ontology annotation, biological process: DNA biosynthetic process; nucleotide-excision repair, DNA gap filling; double-strand break repair via nonhomologous end joining. Gene Ontology annotation, cellular component: DNA ligase IV complex; DNA-dependent protein kinase-DNA ligase 4 complex. NCBI's taxonomy places the organism in Eukaryota, Metazoa, Chordata, Testudines, Trionychidae.